UUGCGUUCAACGACGGUUGCGAUCUUCUUACACUACCAACAGUACCGAGCAGGCAAAUCGUGUAAAAUCAUAAAUUAAACGAACAAUUUUUCUAAUAAAGUGCAUCAUCUGUGAAUAAAGUGAUAAAUUUAAAUUCGUGAAUUGAUUAAUUAUCUACCACAAACUUCAAAAUGGUUUACAACUUCAAGGUCUUCAAGAAGUGCUCCCCAAAUGGCAAGGUCACCAUCUACAUGGGAAAACGUGACUUUGUCGACCACGUGUCCGGAGUGGAGCCAAUCGAUGGCAUUGUCGUGCUCGACGAUGAGUACAUCCGGGAUCACCGUAAGGUCUUUGGCCAGAUUGUCUGCAGCUUCCGCUACGGACGCGAGGAGGACGAGGUCAUGGGUCUCAACUUCCAGAAGGAGCUGUACCUGGCGUCCGAGCAGGUCUACCCUCAGCCGGAAAAGUCCAACAAGGAGCAGACCAAGCUGCAGGAGCGUCUGCUGAAGAAGCUCGGACCGAACGCCUUCCCGUUCACUUUCAACAUUUCUCCGAACGCACCAUCCUCGAUCACUCUGCAGCAGGGCGAGAACGAUCAGGGUGAACCGUGCGGAGUUUCGUACUUUGUCAAGAUCUUUGCCGGCGAGUCGGAAACCGAUCGCACUCAUCGCCGUAGCACGGUUUCGCUGGGAAUCCGUAAGAUCCAGUACGCUCCGACCAAGCCGGGCCAGCAGCCGUGUACCGUAGUCCGCAAGGACUUUAUGCUGAGCCCUGGAGAGCUGGAGCUGGAGGUCACUCUGGACAAGCAGCUGUACCUGCACGACGAACGGAUUGGCGUCAACCUUUGCAUCCGUAACAACUCCAACAAGGUCGUCAAGAAGAUCAAGGCUAUGAUCCAGCAGGGCGUUGACGUGGUUUUGUUCCAGAACGGAAGCUAUCGCAAUACCGUCGCUUCGCUCGAAACCAGCGAAGGAUGUCCGAUUCAGCCGGGAUCGAGCCUGCAAAAGGUCAUGUACCUGACUCCGCUGCUGUCUUCGAACAAGCAAAAGCGCGGAAUCGCUCUGGACGGAGAGAUCAAGCGCCAGGACCAGUGUCUGGCUUCAACGACCUUGUUGGCUCAACCGGACCAGCGUGACGCCUUCGGAAUCAUCGUGUCGUACGCCGUCAAGGUCAAGCUGUUCCUGGGCGCCCUCGGAGGCGAAGUGUCCGCCGAGCUACCGUUCGUGCUGAUGCACCCCAAGCCGGGAAGCAAGGCCAAGGUCCUGUACCAUGCCGACAGCCAGGCCGACGUGGAAACCUUCCGACAGGACACCAUCGACCAGCAGCAGUCGGUUGACUUUGACUAGAGCGCUGUGCAGCCACGCGACGAGCGUUGAAAUAUCUUUGCUUUGCUGACAAAAAAUACCGCCAAAAAAACGCAAAAAAAAAACAAUACAAUACACAUAAUAACGAACGAACGAAAUUUUCAGCCACUUUGAAUCAGUUUGAACUUGUUGUGCUUCUAUUUUUAGUUUUAAUUUAUUGUCAAAAGUCGCUUCAAUUAUUAUUAACAGUAACAAAUGAAACAUCAAACAACUUUUGGGAAAAAUUAAAACAAUAAAAACAAUUAAUUGGAAUGAUGGCCAUCGAAAAACUUA
Culex pipiens pallens (northern house mosquito) is the source of this 1616-nucleotide messenger RNA. It is a transcript of the gene Arr1, whose product is annotated as arrestin homolog. Lineage: Eukaryota; Metazoa; Arthropoda; Insecta; Diptera; Culicidae. The transcript is spliced from 4 exons. Bases 171 to 1325 code for a protein of 384 amino acids. Gene Ontology annotation, molecular function: G protein-coupled receptor binding. Gene Ontology annotation, biological process: signal transduction; G protein-coupled receptor internalization. Gene Ontology annotation, cellular component: cytoplasm. The record is from RefSeq and is a predicted model, not a curated record.